Molecule: messenger RNA, 1251 nt
Organism: Lolium rigidum
Lineage: Eukaryota; Viridiplantae; Streptophyta; Magnoliopsida; Poales; Poaceae
Product: putative cyclin-dependent kinase F-2
Exons: 1
Coding region: 1-1251 (416 amino acids)
Biological process (GO): protein phosphorylation; regulation of mitotic cell cycle
Cellular component (GO): nucleus
Molecular function (GO): ATP binding; cyclin-dependent protein serine/threonine kinase activity
Source: RefSeq, a predicted model, not a curated record
AUGGUAGCACUUCCCGCUCGCGACAUUGCUGACGACGACCAGGACCAGCACGUCGCCGGGGCCGAGGGAACGGCCACCAUCGCGUCCCGGGUCGCCUCCAUCUGCGCCAUGCUCGACGAGCACGACGUCGCCGAGACACCCAUGAGCUCCCGGCAGGUCGAAGAAAUUUCUGCCAUGAUCGACGACAUCGCCACCGCCGCGGCCUCGGAGUCAGAACGGACGACGACCGGAGACAGCAAGAGGACGAGCAACAAGACUCCGGGGUGCAUGCGCAGCACCUGCUGCUACGAGAAGCUUGGCAAGAUAGGAGAGGGUUCGGCCGCUGUCGUGACCGAGGCGCGACACCUUACGACCGGCCAGACCGUCGCCAUGAAGGCCAUCCACGAAUGCUGCCGCUCCGUCUCCGGCGGCGAGCUACUGCGGGAGGCCUGCCUCAUGGCCGCCUGCCUCGGCCACCCCUCCAUCGUCGCCCUCCACGGCCUCGCGCGCGCCCCGGACACGGAAAACGAGUACGACUACUCCCUCGUCAUGGAGCACGCCGGGCCGUCCAUGGACCGCAUCCUGCGCGACCACAUGGCCUGCACCGGCUGGCCGUUCUCGGAGCCCGAAACGCGCCAAGUCAUGGUACAGCUUCUAUCCGGCGCGGCGGAGAUCCACAAGCAUAGCAUUGUCCACCGCGACAUCAAGCCAGAGAACAUCCUCGUCGACGGCGCAGGCAACGUCAAGAUCGGCGACUUCGGGUCGGCGAUGUCGGUUGGCGGGGGCCAGAUCAGCGCCGACGCGUACUACGCCGCCGGAACGACCACGUACAGCGCGCCGGAGAUGCUGCUGGAGACGCCGGGCUACGACGCGCGCGUCGACGCGUGGUCGCUCGGCUGCGUGAUGGCGGAGCUGCUCACCGGCGAGGCGCUAUUCAACGAGAAGUCUGACUCCGACCAGCUGUGUUUGAUCUACGACGUGCUCGGCGUUCCGGGGAAGAAGGCGUGGAAGCCACACGAGUCGUCGUUCGUGGCCAGCAGGGUGCCGCUGUGGCGUCGCGAGCAGCAGCGUCGGCGUCGGAAAGGGCGGUGGCACAGCAGACGGCUGCGCGAGCUGUUCCCCGAGGAGCUGCUGUCCGAGGACGGCUUCAAGGUCCUCAAAGGGCUCCUCACCUGCAACCCCGACAGGCGGCUUACGGCCGCCGCCGCGCUCAAACUUCCGUGGUUCGCUGACGAAGACAAUGCUCCGGUGAAGAACUACGCGGCAAUGUGA